GAAUAUUGGUUUGAGAGCUGCCAUUAAUUGUAAAACCAGCGUUGGGUUUUGUCAAUUUUCAAUUUUUCUGAAGCCCCGCAGCCUCAGGCUGGCUUUAUGGCAAAUGGGUCUCGCGUGGACAUUGCUUUCAACCUCCAAACGCGAGGAGUGACUCCUUCGUGCCUUUUUCUUUAAUGGGUAAUAUGAGUGGUUUUUUGUUUUGGUCCCUUCUGCCCCAUUGGCGUUAGGAUUUUGGAAUCUUCUAGGUGAGUUUGAGAGGCUGGAAAAUUGAAGAAAUCAUAAAUUGCUUCUUCUCCGAACAGCUGGUUGGUGUUAGGUCAAAUCUUGUAGGGGUUGAACUAAUUCGCUGUCCUGAUUUGUAUUCAUCUGGUUCUUGGUUCUGGGUGUUCAUGGUUUCUGGGUGUUGUAUUUUGGUGGAGUGGUUGGCCGGAGGAUCUGUUCACAUGAACUCGGAGAUGAAUUUGUGAAGGGAUUUGCCUGUUUCUUCUCUGUAUUGAUAGAUUCUAAGGGUUUCUUCCUCAAGUUUGACUGAUUUUGACUAGUUUAAACGAUACCCGUCUGUGUAGUGAGUUUUUUUCGUCAGAGAAAUCAGUCAACCAACUACAUUGCCGCUCGUUUUGGAAAUUUGAACUUUGGGUUUCUAGGGUUUUCUGCUAAUUUCGGUCUUGAACGAGAAAUCGAGUCGGGGCUUCAGUGUCUGCUUUCACAAGCCUUUUACUGGCACUACCAAGUGGAAAGAUGGCUUGCGUGAAGCUAGGAUCCAAAAGUGAUGCGUUCCAAAGGCAAGGACAGGCCUGGUUCUGCACUAGUGGACUCCCAAGUGACAUUAUUGUUGAAGUUGAAGAGAUGUCAUUCCAUCUACACAAGUUUCCUCUGCUAUCGAGAAGUGGGGCUAUGGAGAGAAUGAUUGCUGAAGCACCUGAAGAACAGGAGGAAGGAGCUGUAAUAAAUAUUCCUGACAUUCCUGGGGGUGCCAAAACAUUUGAACUGGUUGCGAAGUUCUGCUACGGGGUGAAACUUGAACUUACAGCCUCAAACGUUGUCUACCUCCGUUGUGCAGCUGAGCGUCUAGAAAUGACUGAGGAGUAUGGGGAGGGUAAUCUCAUUUCUCAGACUGAGGUAUUUCUGAAUCAAGUUGUCCUCAAAAGCUGGACGGACUCUCUGAUGGCACUACAGACCUGUGAUGAUAUUCUUCGCCAUGCUGAUGAACUCCAUAUAACUAAAAGAUGUAUUGAGUCACUUGCUGUUAGGGCAUCCACUGACCCAAGUUUGUUUGGUUGGCCAGUUAUAGAGCAUGGAGGACCGAUGCAAAGUCCUGGUGGCAGUGUUUUGUGGAAUGGCAUAAGUACAGGAGCCAGACCAAAAAAUUCAAGUCUGGAUUGGUGGUAUGAGGAUGCAGCAACCUUAAGCUUGCCUCUUUACAAGAGGCUAAUUACUGCCAUGGAAUCGCGUGGCAUCAAACAGGAAAUUGUUGCGGGAUCUGUUACUUCCUAUGCUAAAAGGUACAUUCCCGGUCUGAAUCGGCGUCAAGGUCCCAGUGAAUCUAGUAGUAGACUGGCACCAGUGGCUUUGGGAAACCCACCUUCAGAAGACGAACAAAAAAUUUUACUGGAAGAGAUUGAUCGGAUGCUUCCAAUGCAGAAGAGCCUAGUUCCAACUAAGUUGCUCUUUGGUUUGUUACGUACAUCCAUGAUUCUUCGAGUCAAUCCCUCUUGCAUCUCAAAUUUGGAGAGAAGGGUAGGUACGCAGCUUGAUCAAGCCACUUUAGAAGAUCUUCUGAUGCCCAAUUUCUCUUACUCCAUGGAGACACUUUACAAUGUUGACUGUGUCCAAAGGAUUCUUGAGCACUUCCUUGCAGUGGAUCAGAUCUCACAUGGGGGUGCCUCUCCAUGUUCAAUUGAUGACGAGCAGCUGAUAGGGUCACCCUCUUUGACACCAAUUACCAUGGUCGCAAAGCUGAUAGAUGGAUACCUUGCAGAAGUUGCUCCCGAUGUUAAUUUGAAGCUUCCUAAGUUUCAAGCUCUUGCUGCUGCAAUUCCCGACUAUGCUAGACCUUUGGAUGAUGGCCUUUAUCGUGCUAUAGAUAUAUAUCUGAAGUCGCACCCAUGGUUGGGAGAGUCCGAUCGAGAACAACUGUGUCGAUUGAUGGACUGCCAGAAGCUGUCUCUAGAAGCUUGUACCCAUGCUGCACAGAAUGAGAGGCUACCCCUUAGAAUUAUUGUUCAAGUACUCUUUUUUGAACAGCUUCAGCUCAGGACUUCAAUUGCUGGCUGUUUUCUGGUUUCAGAAAAUCUUGAUGGGUCCAGACAGUUGAGAAGUGGCAUUGUUGGUUCUAAUGAAGGAGGAGGUUGGGGAACAGCUGUCAGAGAGAAUCAGGUUCUGAAGGUGGGGAUGGAUAACAUGAGGAUGAGAGUGUCCGAGCUCGAGAAGGAGUGCUCGAACAUGAGGCAGGAGAUCGAGAAGCUGGGCCGAACAAAGGGUUCGAGCACAUGGGGAAGCGUGUCGAAGAAAUUCGGGUUCAAGUUGAAGUCUCAAAUGUGCAGUGCUCAAGAGGGUUCAGUGAGUAACCAAAAUAAUGGGAAUAGGAAAACAGAGAAGUUGAAGAACAGCCAGGGAAAGCAGAAGAACAGAGCUGCUUCAAUUUCAAAUGAGUAGAAACACCCUUUUACCACUUUGCUUAUUUAUUUGUUUCCCAAUGUGCUUAUUUGCUAGUGAUGUUGCUGCUUGUACUUUACAAAUCAAAAAUACAUAAGACAAGAGGUCCAUUGCUUGCCCCUUUGUUGCAUUUGUUUAUAUUAUUCAUUUUGUUAUAA
Molecule: messenger RNA, 2813 nt
Organism: Momordica charantia (bitter melon)
Lineage: Eukaryota; Viridiplantae; Streptophyta; Magnoliopsida; Cucurbitales; Cucurbitaceae
Product: Phototropic-responsive NPH3 family protein
Molecular function (GO): protein binding
Source: RefSeq, a predicted model, not a curated record